Cheilinus undulatus (humphead wrasse) is the source of this 4783-nucleotide messenger RNA. It is a transcript of the gene cgnb, whose product is annotated as cingulin b. The record is from RefSeq and is a predicted model, not a curated record. The transcript is spliced from 20 exons. NCBI's taxonomy places the organism in Eukaryota, Metazoa, Chordata, Actinopteri, Labriformes, Labridae. Gene Ontology annotation, cellular component: myosin complex. Bases 149 to 3676 code for a protein of 1175 amino acids.
GUUACAUCCUCUCAUCCCACUGAUAGUGAGCGGUGCUGCUGUUGCUGCUGCUGGAGAAAACCCUGACUGAGGAAGGAGGAACAUUUCAGGAUUUGGAUCACUGAAGCAGGUGCAGCAGAGCUACUUGCAUAGAAACCAGGAAGUCAACAUGAGCGGCCUUUCCACUGACAAAAAGCCUCUUGUGGAUUAUGGAGUCCAGAUCCGCUUCAUCAAAGACCUCCAUGACACAGGCGGAGGGUAUACUGAUAAAUCCAAAGGAAACAUCGCAGCAGCUUCUCCUUCCAGUAAAUAUGGGGUGGCGGUGCGGGUUCAGGGAAUCUCUGGGCAUCCUUACGUGGUCCUGAAAGAUGGCGAGAAAGGUGACUCAUACGGGGUUCAGCUAAACACCACCAGCCCCACCUCGGGGCCGCCUUCGCCUAUUAACAGCCUCCCCAAAAUCAACAAAGGACCAGCAGAAGUAGCAAACCCCUACAGCCCCGCUGCUACUACAGCGUGCUCUCCUGUUUCUGCAGCAGAGGACGAGGAUGGGGAGAUUUUUGGGAGUCCUCUUAAAAGACCUCCAGGGGACGGUCAAGCAGGGACACAAGGGGAGGAGGAGGGGGGUGCUGGGAGAGACAGACAGGUGGAAAAGCCAAAAGCAGGACUUAGAGGAACAGAGGCAGAGAAAAACUCAGAUAAGGAAGAGUAUAAUGAAGCAGGGCUUAAACGGGUUAAAGUAAACGGUGUUGGACCCAAAGGGUUCAAGCAGGGUGGAUCUGGUUUUAUUGCUCCUUUGGGGAGACGUGCUAAAAGUACAGAAUCCCCUCUAGAGUCAAAACCUCAACCAUCGACUUCAGAGGAGCCUGUCCCAGUGAUCGACACUAACUCCUUGGCUCCCAUCAACAAGCUCAUCAGUAAGUUCAACAAUGGGACGCCAGGCAGCGCCCCACAGACAAGAGGACGCUCCGGGGCGAGGCAACGGCUCAGGUUCGACGAGCGCAGGAGGUCCAGAAGUCUGGAUUCUAGAAAAGAUCUUCAACCAGAGGUUUCCCCUCCCUCGCCAACACCAAACCCCUAUGCCGUUCCUCUCUCCUCCUCCUCCUACAACCUGAUGACGUCAUCCAGCCUUGGAAGGAGCCCUGCAUCAGUUGCCAAGGUGACGGCCCUUGAGGUCCCUAAGCCUAGCUCUCAGUCACUGGGGAAGUUUGCUGCCAAGGACACCUCUCCAGCUGUAGCAAAAAAGCCUGAGAUACCUCCAAGGAGCCUGAGUCAAAACACAGCAGUCAUCAGUGGAGAGGACACGCAAGUUAAGCAGGCGAUUUACAACAUCCUCAAAGAUGGUUCCAGUGAGAGUGAGGCCUCGCUGAAAAGAAAGGUCAGCCUCAUAUGUGACACUACAGGAUCUUUUAAGAAAGAAGGGUCUGAUGGGAGUUUCAAGAAGGGGAACCUUGAAGAACUUCUGGAACAACUCAGUCGCUGCAAAAAAGACCUGCAGCAAGCCCAUGAUGAACUUGCAGAGGAGCGUAUGGCCAGGGAGGUUGCAGAGUCUCGUCUGCGGCUGCAAGAGGAUCAGCUGGCUGAGCUUCAGGAGGAGCUGAGGAGGGUUGAAGAAAACUCACCUCAUUCAGAAUUACUCAAGACGGAUGUGAUGGCCCUGCAGGCAGACCUGGCUGAAGCCAACAUGCUGCGCCAGCGUCAGGAGGAGAUCCUACGGCAGCGUGAGCGGGAACUGACGGCCCUCAAGGGGGCGCUUAAGGAGGAGGUGGAGUGUCAUGACAAAGAGAUGGAGGCUCUGAGGGAGCAGUACACCCACGACAUGGAAGACCUGAGGAGGACCAUGGAGCAGGUCACACAGUCCCAGGAGCAGAUAGAGGAGGAGAGGGAGAGGGUGAAUGCCUCCAUCCUGACUAUGGAGGAAGAGCUGGAGAGCAGCAGAGAGCAGGGAGACAAGUGGAGGACACAGCUGGAAGCCACCACUAAGGAACUGCUGAAAUGCCGUCAGGAGAAAGAAGAUUUUGAGGGCGAGCUGAAGGAUCUUCAGGAUUCACUGCUCAGCAUGAAGAAACAGAUGCCUGCAUCUGAUGAUAACAGCUCUUUAGCCGAGGAGCUGCGGCGUUGCCAUGAUGAUCUGAAGAGGGCUCGCACCGAUCUGGACAAACAAAAGAGCCAGUUAGAUGAGAAGAGAGAGGCACUCGAAGCCCUGAAGAGAUCGAGCGGAGAGAAAGAGGCCGAGCUGCUCUCUGAGAUCAGCAAGUUGAAGGAGCAGUCGCAUAAAGAUAAAGAUGAGCUGAAAAAGGCGCUCGAGAAGGCAAAGGAGUCAUCUUCAGGAAAAACUGUCGUGGACGGCAGCAACACGGAGCUCCAGGAAGCAAACACUCGCCUCAGAGAGAGACUGGCUCGCAUGACGCGGCUUCACUCUGUGCCUCACAGCCCAGACAACGAGGAUGCACUGGAAGCUCUUGAGGACGAGAACCGCUCUCUGAAGUCUCAGCUGGAUGAGGCCAAGAGAGGAGCAACUCGCCUGACUAAAGAGAGGGAUGAGCUGGCCCGGAGGGUGGAGGAGAGAGACCUGGAGAGAGACGCACUCAGGAGGGGAAAGAGUGACCUGGAGGAGCAGAAGAGGCUGCUGGACCGAGCGCUGGAGAAGAUCAACAAAGAGAUGGAGGUUAUGAUGGGAGAUUCUCGUCAGUCUAUCACCACCUUACAAACACAGCUGGACGACUACAGGGAGCGCUCAAGGAAAGACCUGCUCGAAGCUCAGAGGAACAGCAAGGACAGACUGGCUGAGCUGCAGAGAGCACAGGGCAAUCUCAAGGCCCAGCAGGAGGAGGUUUCUCGUCUGAAGAAGGAGCUUCUGGUGUGCAGUGAGGAGAGAGACAGCGCACAGUUGGAGAGAGACCUCCUCAACAACCGUCUCAAACAUUUAGAGAGCGAGCUAGAAUCAGAGAAGAGCACAUACACUGACCGCACCAGAGAGAUCAGAGGCUUGGAGGAUAAAAUUAAGACACUGGAGAUCGAACUGGACGAGGAGAGGAGCAGUGUGGAGCUUCUGAACGAUCGCAUAACACGAAGCAGAGAUCAGGUGGACCAGCUACGGUCAGAGCUGAUGCAGGAGCGAUCAGCGAGACAUGACCUGGAAAUGGACAAGAGUGCAAUUGAAAGACAGCUGAAGGAGAUGAAGUCUCGUGUGGCAGACUUGGAGGGACAGUCUCGUCCCUCAGCAGGAGCAACGACCCUGCUGGAAAACAAAAUUCAAGAGUUGGAGGAGAGACUACGCAGUGAGGAAAGAGAGAAGGCCAGCAUCCAAGCAUCACAGCGGCGAACAGAGAGGAAACUGAAAGAACUAAACGCCACAUUAGACCAAGAGAGAACUCAGCAUGUUGAACAGAGGGACCAGCUGUCUCUGCGUGUGAAGGCCUUGAAGCGGCAGGUGGACGAGAGCGAGGGAGAGGUGGAGCGUCUGGAAGGAGUGCGCCGGAAGGUUCUCAGGGACCUGGAAGAGCAGCAGGAGCUUCAGGAGGCACUGCGUGCCAAAGUGACAGCACUGGAGGCUGAACUAAAGAGGAAGUCUCAACACCAAACACACCGGUCAGCUCUGGGCUCCACCACUUUAAGCUCUGAAGACGAGGACGGUUUUUAUGACUCCAACAUCACCGCCAUCCUGAACGAGAGCCACCUACAGACCACCAACUGCUGAAGGAAGAACAAUGAUUAGGUUUUAUCUCCUCUCCUGUGCAUAAGCUUGUGGGAUUUGAGAGCAAGGAACUCAGGGCACCAGGAAGGACUCGCUUGUGUGAAGAACUCGGUUGCCAUGCACUACAAAUUUGCCUUGCAGUUGUUCUCGGGUUUUAUUUUUAGCGCAGAGACAGGUUGUCAGAAUAAUUAGAUUGUAUUUUUUGAGCCUUCAGCAGUGAUUCUGAUAGCUUCAGUACUGUCAUGUGUUGAAAUCUGUUUUUUUCUUCUUAUGUAGAAGAUUUACAGGUACACUUUUAAACUUGAAUCAUUCUUUCAGAAAGGCUCCUUACUGUGUCUUCUUUAUAUUAGAUUGUACAUUUAUAAUACACUACUGUGGUAGCACAUUACUGUGGCAUGGUUUAUGUUCAGAGGCAACAAAUUUAAACCAAAAAAUAUAAUAACACGAUCUCACGUCUUCUAUCUGUUUGCUCACGCAUGAGAGGUUAAAUGUGUCAGUGUUGUUAGCAGCUCAAAGUGUUUCUUUGUUUAUUGAAGUGAUGUUUUGUGUUUUUUUUAAACCUUAAAUGUGAUCAUAACUGGCCACUUGAACUGAGCCUAUAUUUUUACACUGUUAUUAGCCGUGCAUACUCAUUUCUUGUGACAAUCAAAUAUUUGUAAAUUAGCACUGUGUAUGUUCAGAGAUGAACCCCCUUCAUUAACAUUUUCUACUUUAACCCCCUUCUCUAUCUGGUGCUUUAAUAUAUUGCUUUAUUCAGCUUGAUUUAUGUGCAUGUUUUCACUCUAACGCCUUAAAAGUCGUGUAAUGUCUUUAUUUUCACAUUUCUGCAUGUGCUCUGUUUAAUUGCUGCUGCUGUAAUGAUUUAGAAAAUAUCUUUGAUAUGCUUUAUAUCCGCUGUACAUCCAAACUAAGAGAAUAGAUUUCAUAGCAUUCACAUUUCUUUUUGUUGCACCUAGCUUUGAUGAAUGUGGAUUAUGCUCCCUUACUGACAUUUUUAUGGUGUUAUUACGUUUGAAAUGUCACUUUUAGACAAUGAAAUGUGUUUUAAAGCUUUGUAAGCAUUCCAAAAAGGUUUGACAGAUUUUACGCUAAUUUUGGACCAUGUGCACA